AUGGAAAACAACAAAGAGAAUAAACCUUUUCUAUUCCCACAUGCUGAUUCAACUGUUCUACCUGACCCCUCCAACUUCUUCUCUGCAAAUCUUCUAUCCACACCCCUCCCAACAAACUCUUUCUUCCAGAACUUUGUUCUAAAAAAUGGUGAUCAACCUGAAUACAUUCAUCCUUAUCUCAUCAAAUCAUCAAACUCUUCACUUUCUAUAUCAUACCCGAGUCGGUUUUCUAACUACUCUGUCAUAAGCCAAGUCUUCCAACCUGAUCUCACCAUAUCCUCUAUACAACAAAAAAGCAAUGACAAACAUAUAAUCUCUUCUUUCAAUGAUCUCAGUGUUACAUUGGAUAUUCCUUCUUCAAAUUUGAGAUUUUUUCUUGUUAGGGGAAGUCCUUUUUUGACUUUUUCUGUCACAAAACCAACCCCUCUUUGCAUUUCAGCUAACCGUGCAAUUGUUUCAUUCUCUUCAAAUGAUUCUCUUACCAAGUUCACUUUUCAGCUUAACAAUGGUCAAACAUGGCUUCUAUAUGCUACCUCACCAAUCAAUUUGAGUCAUGAUCUUAUUAAUAUAAUAACUUCUGAGGAGUUUUCUGGUAUAAUUAGAAUCGCUUUGUUGCCGGAUUUUUAUUCGAAAAAUGAGGCUGUUCUUGACAAGUUCAGUUCUUGUUAUCCUGUUGGUGGCAAUGCUAUUUUUGGAAAACCGUUUUGUGUUGAGUAUAAAUGGGAAAAGAAAGGUUCAGGUGAUCUGUUAUUGCUAGCACACCCUCUACAUCUUCGACUUUUGUGUCAUAUCAAUGAUUGUAAUUUUACUGUUUUGAAAGAAUUUAAGUAUAAAAGCAUUGAUGGAGAUCUUGUUGGUAUUGUUGGAGAUACAUGGCUAUUGAAAACUGAUCCUAUUUUUAUAACUUGGCACUCUACAAAUGGUGUGAAGAAAGAAUACCAUGAAGAAAUUAUUUCAGCUCUUGUGAAAGAUGUUGAGGAUCUGAAUUCAUCAGCAAUAACAACGACAUCGUCUUACUCUUAUGGAAAAUUGAUUGCUAGAGCUGCAAGGUUAGCAUUGAUAGCUGAAGAAUGUUUUUCCUUUGAUUUGAUUCCAAAAACUAAGAUUAAGAAGUUUUUGAAAGAAAUCAUUGAGCCUUGGCUUGAUGGAACUUUUAAUGGAAAUGGUUUUCUUCAUGACGAAAAAUGGGGUGGGAUUGUUACUAAAAAAGGUUGUGAUGAUUCCGAUGAUUGUUUUGGUUCUGAAUUUUUUAAUGCUCAACUUAAUCACUUGGGAUAUUUCCUUUAUGGUAUAGCUGUUUUGGUUAAGCUUGAUCCAGAUUGGGGUAGAAAGUAUAAAACUCAAGCUUAUUCACUCAUGGAGGAUUUCAUGAACUUGAGCACAUGUUUGAACCCGAAUUACACGUGUCUGAGAUGUUUUGAUCUAUAUAAGUUACAUUCUUGGGCAGGAGGGUUAACUGAUUUUGCAGAUGGAAGAUAUCAGAAAGGAACUAGUGAAGCUAUUAAUGCAUAUUAUUCUGCUACAUUGAUUGGUUUGGCUUAUGGUGAUACUAAUGUUGUUGCAAUUGGAUCAACCUUAACAGCAUUGGAAAUUAAAGCUGCUCAAAUGUGGUGGCAUAUAAAAGGAGGGAAUUUGUAUGAUGAAGAAUUUACAAAGGGGAAUAGGAUGGUUGGUCUUGUUUGGUCUAAUAAGAGAGAUAUGGAACUAUGGUUUGGUUAUUUUGGUGCCAGGCAAUGUUUACUUGGGAUACAAGUUUUACCAUUGUUGCCGAUUUCUGAAGUUUUGUUUUCUGAUAUAGAUUAUGUGAAGGAUCUUGUUGAGUGGGCAUUGCCGGCUUUGGAAAGGGAUGGUGUAGGUGAAGGGUGGAAGGGUUUUUUGUAUGCUUUGCAGGGAAUUUAUGAUAAGGAAGGUGCUUUGGCAAAGAUAAGAAAGUUGAGUGGUUUUGAUGAUGGAAAUUCAUUUAGUAAUAUGUUGUGGUUGAUUCAUAGUAGAAGUUAA
Trifolium pratense (red clover) is the source of this 1998-nucleotide messenger RNA. RefSeq names its product probable endo-1,3(4)-beta-glucanase ARB_01444. Bases 1 to 1998 code for a protein of 665 amino acids. NCBI's taxonomy places the organism in Eukaryota, Viridiplantae, Streptophyta, Magnoliopsida, Fabales, Fabaceae. Gene Ontology annotation, molecular function: endo-1,3(4)-beta-glucanase activity. The transcript has a single exon. The record is from RefSeq and is a predicted model, not a curated record.